This is a messenger RNA of Sarcophilus harrisii (Tasmanian devil), 1754 nucleotides long. RefSeq names its product olfactory receptor 4D11-like. Gene Ontology annotation, cellular component: membrane. NCBI's taxonomy places the organism in Eukaryota, Metazoa, Chordata, Mammalia, Dasyuromorphia, Dasyuridae. The transcript has a single exon. Gene Ontology annotation, molecular function: olfactory receptor activity; G protein-coupled receptor activity. Gene Ontology annotation, biological process: G protein-coupled receptor signaling pathway. Bases 9 to 956 code for a protein of 315 amino acids. The record is from RefSeq and is a predicted model, not a curated record.
AUGAGCUGAUGGAACUGGGGAAUCACACCAGGGUAAAGGAAUUUGUUUUUGUGGGGCUUACCCAGUCUCCAAAGUUGAGCAUCAUCUUAUUUCUUUCAUUAUUCCUAAUACACAUAAUAACUCUACUGGGAAAUCUCCUUAUCAUGCUCACUGUGACUUGUGAGUCUCGCCUCCACACACCUAUGUACUUCCUGCUCCGAAAUCUAUCCAUUUUGGAUAUCUGCUUCUCCUCCAUCACUGCUCCAAAGGUUUUGAUAGAUCUUUUAGCUGAAAGAAAGACCAUCUCGUUCAAUGGUUGCAUGACACAGAUGUUUUUCUUCCACUUCAUUGGUGGGGUGGAUAUUUUUACUCUGUCUGUAAUGGCUUUAGAUCGUUAUUUGGCCAUCUCAAAGCCCCUUCACUAUGUGACCCUCAUGAGUAACGGAAGGUGUCUUGGGCUCAUAGUGGCCUCCUGGGUGGGGGGCUUCAUACACUCCAUUGUACAGAUCUGUCUGUUGCUCCCCCUCCCCUUCUGUGGACCUAAUAUCAUUGACAGUUUCUACUGUGAUGUCCCCCAAGUCCUCAAACUUGCCUGCAUCGAUACCUUUGCUCUGGAGAUCCUAAUGAUCUCCAACAAUGGUCUCCUCGCCGUACUUUGGUUCUUUCUACUCACUGUAUCCUACACAAUCAUCAUGGUGAUGUUGAGGUCUCAUACUGGAGAGGGCAGGAGGAAAGCCAUCUCCACCUGCUCCUCCCACAUCAUUGUGGUCACCCUGCAUUUUGUGCCCUGUAUCUAUGUAUAUGCAAGGCCUUUCACUGCCCUUCCCUCCGACCGGGUCAUCUCUGUCACCUUCACUGUCAUCUCCCCUCUCUUGAAUCCCCUGAUUUACACACUAAGAAAUCAGGAGAUGAAAUCAUCCAUGAGAAGAUUACACAGAAGACUUGUACCUUCUGCAAAGGAAUUGGCUCUGGGCUAACAGGGAAAAACUGACUUGAAUUUUAUGCUCGUUAUUUGCAUGGGACAGAUACUCCAGGAAGUAAUCCUUGCUAAUAUCUGCAUCCCGGGUAUAGUGAUGGGAGUGAUCCUAAGUAACCAGUGAAGACAAAGAAUUUAGAUUAUUACAAACACAAAAAAGCAAGGUACAUAAUAAGAUGCACAGACACUAGACCCCCUCCAUUCAAGAAUAUCUGUAUUAAAGAGUCCACAUUAAAAAUUGAAAAGCCAAUGGCCUGGGAACCAGGCGACAUGAACCUACUAACGGCUCACUGAGUGACCUAAGGCAAAUGAUGUAACCUCUCUGCAUGUUAUGACUGUAGGGAUUGGAGGGAAUGUUCUGAGGUCCCUUCCAACUUCAACAUUCUUUGGUCUCAAGUCCCUUCAGGCUCUAACAUUCUACAUAAAUAAUAAUUGCUUUCAUUUAUAUAAUGGGGACUUAGGCAGAAGAGCCCCUGACUUAAUUGAAGAAGCUGACAAUCACCUUGAAAUCAGCCAGUCACAGAAGGGACCAACCAAGAAGUUCCUUGUGUCUCUCCAAUGGGAAGGGAUGAAGGGAAUUGUCUACUUUUCCAGAAAAUUUCCUUUUCAACCAAAGACCCAAGUUCUAUAAUUUUAUUACUGAUGUAGCAAAGCACUCAACCUCGAUUGGCCUCAAUUCCUUAUUUUAAAGCAGAGAAAUUAGACAAGAUGCCCUUCGAGGUAUCAUCCAUUUCCAAGUUAUGACAACAACAAGAUUAUUCGAUGAUCAGUUCUGAGGACGUGGCUCUCUUCAACAAUG